Messenger RNA from Gastrolobium bilobum, 2005 nucleotides. Its product is annotated as aspartic proteinase-like. Gene Ontology annotation, molecular function: aspartic-type endopeptidase activity. Gene Ontology annotation, biological process: proteolysis; lipid metabolic process. Lineage: Eukaryota; Viridiplantae; Streptophyta; Magnoliopsida; Fabales; Fabaceae. The transcript is spliced from 14 exons. The record is from RefSeq and is a predicted model, not a curated record. The coding region runs from base 248 to 1762 and encodes 504 amino acids.
CAUUAUCCUAAGCGAAACUACGCAGCGGUUUCCAUGUAAGGUUAAACUGUUCCUUUUCAUCAUCGAAAGUACUUGAAACAUAAAAAAAUGGGUAAAAUUUGAUUUUGAGGGACGGGUAUUUGUGAAUUGUUCAAACUUCAUACCCAGUUGCUAUUAGGUACCAUGGUUAAAUUUAUAUAUGAAAGAUGUUAGCUUAGCUCAGCUUCUGGCCUUAAAAGUAAUUGUCAUCAUUAGAUGAGUUGUAAGUAUGGGUAUCAAGUAUCUGCUGGUUGUUAUGUGUCUUUGGGAUUGGUCAGGAUCCUUGGCUUCUACAACUUUUAAUGAUGGGUUGAUGAAGGUAAGUCUAAAAAGGAGGAAGUUAGAUCUCCACAGUCUUAAUGCUGCAAGAAUCAAAGAGGCCGGUAAUCCCAAAGAUUUAGGGAGUGUUGAUAAACAUUAUUUAACUGAAAAUGUAGUAUAUCUUAAGAAUUAUCUUGAUGCACAAUAUUUUGGGGAAAUUAGUAUUGGUUCACCGCCACAAUACUUCAAUGUUGUGUUUGAUACUGGCAGCUCGAAUCUUUGGGUCCCAUCUUCCAAAUGCAUCUUCUCUAUCGCUUGCUAUUUGCAUUCCAAGUAUAGGUCGAGGAUCUCUAGCACCUAUACAGAAAUUGGAAUACCUUGCAAAAUCCCUUAUGGGGAAGGAUCCAUAUAUGGAUUCUUCAGCCGAGAUAAUGUACAAGUUGGGGAUAUCAUCAUCAAAGAUCAAGAAUUUGCUGAGAUUAUAAGGGAAGGAUCUUUGGCACUUUUAGUUCUUCCGUUUGAUGGGAUACUUGGACUUGGAUUCCAGGAUAUUUCAGUUGGAAAAGUUACGCCAGUGUGGUAUAAUAUGAUAGAGCAAGGGCACUUAUCUAAGAAAAUUUUCUCUCUUUGGCUAAAUCAAGACCCAAUGGCAAAGAUAGGGGGUGAGAUUGUCUUUGGUGGUAUUGACUCAAGGCGUUUUAUAGGUGACCAUACUUAUUUUCCACUUUCUCAGAAGGGUUAUUGGCAGAUUGAGGUGGGAGAUAUUCUACUUGCAAAUAAUUCAACAGGGUUAUGUGAGGGUGGCUGUGCUGCAAUUGUGGACUCAGGGACAUCUUUAAUUGCUGGUCCAACUAGUGUUGUGACUCAAAUUAACCAUGCCAUUGGAGCAGAAGGAUAUGUGAGUUUUGAGUGCAAAAACAUAGUUCAUAACUAUGGCGAUUUGAUAUGGGAAUCCUUGAUUUCUGGGUUAAAUCCUGAAAUUAUAUGCGUUGACAUUGGACUCUGUUCACAUAAUGGACCUCAUAUGAUGGAUGACAUUAUUGAAACAGUGGUGUAUAAUGAAAGUUGGGAUGGGUCACACACCAAGGAGAGCCCCUUUUGUGCUUUCUGUGAUAUGAUUGUCCUUUGGAUUCAAGUUCAGCUUAAGCAAAGCAAUGUAAAGGAAAAAGUAUUAAAUCAUAUAGAUAAGCUGUGUGAGAAGCUUCCAAAUCCCGUGGGACAAUCAUUUAUAAACUGCAAUAGCAUUGCAGCUAUGCCACAUAUUACAUUCAAGAUUGGAAACAAAUCCUUUCCUCUAUCUCCAGAACAGUAUAUCCUUAGAGUUGAAGCAGGCUGUUCUACUGUCUGCUUUGGUGGUUUUGUUGCUCUAGAUGUUGCUCCCCCACAGGGUCCCCUCUGGGUACUUGGAGACAUUUUCUUGGGGGCAUAUCACACAGUGUUUGACUAUGGCAAUCUCCGUAUAGGAUUUGCAGAAGCUGCGUAGUCAUAGUUUGGUGUUAUUUCUAUGCCAAAUUCUUUAACAAGAAAAUAAAAAUGUAGGUUUACAUGACAUGUAGCAGCAACUAAUAAUAGCAGCCCCUCAGUAUCUCUUCUAAAUGGUGAUUGUAUAUUUAUGAAUAAGAUUUGUGACAUUUCUUCACAACAUUGAUUAAAUUGGGAGAGAGGCAUAAAAAGGGACAUUCGGAAGCAUAACUUCCAAAAAAGAUCGGACUUGUUUGAAUACUGU